CAGUUCCCGCACAUAUUCUGGGAGGAGAAGAUUUCCAUCGAACCUGACCUUGGAGACCAACGGCAAUCGACUUACAAGGCGCUGCCUUCGCCGCCAAAGACCCCGAAGAGGGUCAUGAUGAAGUACAGAUUUUCUGGCGUCUUCCCUCUGGUACUUUCGCUUGCAACUUUCAUCCUCACUCUGGUUGUGGUGCUGGCUGGGCAGAAUGCGGGCAUGUUUGAGGGGCAGUAUCUAGUCACCGUAUGUUCCAGCCUCUCUGGCAACCUCACAGAUGCCGUCAAUGAUGGCCUCGGCGAAGUGAUCAAUGGCGUGGUCAAGGGUGUUGUCGAUCAGACCGGUGUUAAAGACUUAUACUACGUUUACCUUCAGAAAGUCUGCUCUGGUAGGCUUGCUGGUGCAAACAAAGGCAUUGCAGAUGGAGUCAAAACAAAUGACUGCCAUAGCUGGGAAGAUGCAGGCGAUAGCAUAUCAGCGUUGAGCAGGAGCAUGCGCUCGUCCAUUGUCAUCGGCCAAACUCAAGUCUCUAUCCCGCUACUUGCCAAACUCGUCUCUUCUCUCGACAGCAUCCUAGAUAACCUUGGCGCACUACGCAAGGCUAUCCUUGCAUUCCUGAUCAUCACCCUGAUUGGCUCAAUUCUAUCGGCAAUCUCCAUCCUUCCAGCAAUGUGCUUUCCACAGUCAAGGCUCCUCAUCUACCUCAACAUGUUCUGGCCGGGACUCGCAACCGUGUUU
Macroventuria anomochaeta is the source of this 732-nucleotide messenger RNA. RefSeq lists its product as uncharacterized. The transcript is spliced from 3 exons. The annotation marks the transcript as partial. The record is from RefSeq and is a predicted model, not a curated record. NCBI's taxonomy places the organism in Eukaryota, Fungi, Ascomycota, Dothideomycetes, Pleosporales, Didymellaceae. Gene Ontology annotation, cellular component: plasma membrane.